AUGCCACCACCGCCGCUUCCGCAGCGCCGCGCGACGCGCCCGCGCCCCAUCCGCCGCAGGGUGUUCGUCCGAUCGUCGGACACCCUGGAGGCCAUCAUUGCAUCGGGCCAGGCAACCCUCGCCGCCCGCGCUGCAGCAGCCAUGAACAGUCCGGCAGUCGGCGCCGGCGAAGAAUCCUUCGCCGCGAGCCCACUCGCACUUUCACCGGCUCCAUCCUCCCCGGCCUCAUCGCUGCCGGCCAUCGCCUGGCCGGCUAGCCCAGCCGACCCACGCGCCGCCGACCCGCGCGCCCCCGCGCCCCGCACCGAUUUUCGCGCUGUGGCGCCUCGCCACGACCCGCGCGCGGCCGCGCCGCCUGUCGCCGUGCCGUCCCGCGCCGACCCGAGAGCGGCCGCGUCUCGCGCUGACGUGAGCGCCGCCCCGCGCGCCGUACCCGCGCCCGCGUCCGCGGCCACACCGACCGCCGCGCCGCGCGCAUCUCUCCAACCCGCCGCGCCGGCGACUCUCUCUCCGUCGCCGCACGCGCCGCGCUUCCCGGCCCCACAGGACAACAUUGCUGUGGGCCGUUUUCCCUCUCCGCCGCAAAGGAGAGGAGAGAAAACACCGGCCUUCACUCCACCAAAUAUGCCGGCCCUGUCUCCGGAACCCAUGGAGACCGCGCCGGCGAGUGAGCCCGGCCCCUCCUACGCAGCUGCUGCGGCCGCUGCAAAGAGGCCCAAGACGACCCCGUCGGGCACCGCUCCAGUGCGCGCUCCUGCGCCCGCGCCCGCCGCCGCCGCCACCGUCGACCCCAGCAAGACGCCGAAGCCGAAGGCCGCCCGCUACCCUCCGCUGAUCGUGGAGGUGCUGCCGGACUGGCCCACUCACUUCCGCGAGCUGAAGAGGCUCCUCGGCCAUGCUCCCAACGGACGCCCAUUUGGCAAGGGUGUCCGCUUUAUACCCAAGUCGGACCAGGAGUUCCGCGCCAUCCAGCGCUACCUUACGCAGCUGGAGAGCGCCAGCGGAAUCUCCUGGUUCUGCUACUCGCUGCCGGCUGAAAGGAGCCUCAAAGUCGCGAUCCGCGGUCUGCCGGCGAACACAGAGCCGGAGCUCGUCGAGGCAGAGCUGCGCGAGCUCGGAUACGUCCCCGAGCACGUGAGGACGAUCCCCGCGCGUCCAGGCAGGCCUGGAUGCCUCAUGUUCGCGCAGCUGCAGCGGACACCAGACAUCACACCGGGCAUAUACGAGGUGCACGAGCUCCUCUGUAUGCCCGGCAUCACUAUUGAGGCCUGGCGUGGCAGGAAGGGGCCCGCCCAAUGCCACAGGUGCCAGCAGUGGCGGCACAGUUCGGUAAACUGUCACCGACCCCUAGUCUGCGUGGCCUGUGCGGGAAACCACGCAGCCAGGGACUGUCCGCGCCCCAAAGAAGAGCCGCCGACGUGCGCCAACUGUGGCGACGCGCACACGGCGAACAACGCCAACUGCCCCGUGUUCCGCAAGGAGCUGCGGAACCGUAGGGCGGGCACUGUCGCGCGCACCGCACCGGCGCACGCCGCCGCCGCCGCCUCGACAACCGAGGCCAACGCACCCGGCUCGCUCAUGGCUGCCGCCAACCAGCCACAGCAGCAACCGGGCCGCAAGCGCCGCCGCAGACGUGGCAAGCGCGCGCAGCCGCGCCAUGACACGGCGCCGGCCGCGCCACAGCCCUCUGCCAAGCGCCCGACGGCGGCCGCAUCCGCGGCUCCCGCCGCGCCACAGCCUCCUACCAAGCGCCCGACGGCGGCUGCACCCGCGCCGCCAGCCGCCCAGUCCAAGCCCACCGUGGUCGCCGCUCCCGCGAGGGAGACGAAGGCGAAGCGGAAGGGCGCGCCGCGCCCGGCACCUCAGCCGGCCCCCGGCCACUUGGACUCCAGACUUACCAAAGUCAUCGGCACCCUACACCAGGUUCUGUUGGCAAUCCAGGAGCAGCGUGAUCCAGCCCCGCUGAUCCUCGCCUGCAUCAUGGAGCUCUGCAGCUCUGAGUGA
This is a messenger RNA of Maniola jurtina (meadow brown), 2004 nucleotides long. RefSeq names its product transcription initiation factor TFIID subunit 4-like. The transcript has a single exon. The record is from RefSeq and is a predicted model, not a curated record. NCBI's taxonomy places the organism in Eukaryota, Metazoa, Arthropoda, Insecta, Lepidoptera, Nymphalidae. The coding region runs from base 1 to 2004 and encodes 667 amino acids.